Molecule: messenger RNA, 267 nt
Organism: Suillus subaureus
Lineage: Eukaryota; Fungi; Basidiomycota; Agaricomycetes; Boletales; Suillaceae
Exons: 3
Coding region: 1-267 (88 amino acids)
Source: RefSeq, a predicted model, not a curated record
AUGUCUGCACACGGCCACAAACAUACGGGUUCCGUGACCCAGAACCACAAAGCUCAACUUGCUAAUGCCUAUAACGAACUCGGGAAGGAACUCUCAUCGAGCAAGAUAAGGGUUGUCGGAAACUACACCCUUGGAAAGGUCAUCGGUGAAGGCGCGUACGGCAAGAGUUGCCAUAAAGCAAAUUCCGAAGGCAAUGUCUGCCUCCCUCACCCGCGAAAUACACCACCACCGCCAGCUCCACCACCCCCAUGUCACUCAGAUGUAUGA